Dermochelys coriacea (leatherback sea turtle) is the source of this 11182-nucleotide messenger RNA. It is a transcript of the gene CHL1, whose product is annotated as cell adhesion molecule L1 like. The coding region runs from base 689 to 4318 and encodes 1209 amino acids. The record is from RefSeq and is a predicted model, not a curated record. Lineage: Eukaryota; Metazoa; Chordata; Testudines; Dermochelyidae. Gene Ontology annotation, cellular component: axon; plasma membrane. Gene Ontology annotation, molecular function: cell-cell adhesion mediator activity. Gene Ontology annotation, biological process: brain development; homophilic cell-cell adhesion; dendrite self-avoidance. The transcript has 27 exons.
CUGCCCCCGAUCUCCCGGGAGGAAGGCAACAGCUUCCAGCGGCGGUAGAGGGGCGUGUGCCGGGGACCUGCAGGCUGCCGCCCCGCCCCGCGCCUUCCCCGGCCCGGCGGGGUUGGGCGGGUGCUGGGGAGCGCAAGCUGCUUGGCCAGCCCCGGAGCAGCCGCCUUCACUGUGUGUGCGUGUGAAGCCGGGGGAGAUUUGGGAGGUUCAGGGGCUCGUUGCCAUGGCUCCCGGGAAGCUCCCCCGAAGGAGAUAUUGAUGCCAGUCACGGAGGGAGCCUCCUUCCUUUCAGCGCGUUCCCCCUGUUUUGGUGGCGGCGGCGGGGGCGAGGCGAAGCGAAGCGAUUAAUUCGGAGCGCUGGGACGGGGCAGCUGCUGCCCAAGAACCGCAGCUCCAGCCGGGCGCGUCUCCCUUUCCCCUGCGAUCUCCGGGCUCUUCCCGGCCAGGGACGUUAACCACCAAAAAGCAAGCCCCCCUCCCCGCCCGCCCUGAGCUGGAACCAGCAAGCCCAGAUGCAGUAAAGUGGGAAGAAUGAUCCAGAUUUAAAACUGCAGAUUGUGGCAGGAGUUGAUGAAGAAGGAGCUGAAUUCACUGAUUUGCAAGUGCACAUCCUUACGUCUCAGUUGAACGGAAGGUGGGAGAAAAACAUUCUUUCAUUCUGUUUGGAAUCCCUGUUUACAGAAGAGAGAUGGAGAUACUGUUAAGCACAAAAAGGAUCAACAUAUGUCUGCUUUUCUUUGUAUUAAAUUUGGCAGAAGGUAUUGAAAUACCAUUAUCAGUUGCACAAGUUCCAACAAUUACAGACCAAUCCAUGACCCAAGUUGCAUACCCUUUUGAUGAAGACUUUACAAUUAAAUGUGAAGCUAAAGGAAAUCCACAACCCACUUUUAAUUGGACUAAAGAUGAGAAACCAUUCAAUCUACUAUCUGACCCCAGGAUAAUUGCAUCCAGAAAUUCAGGAACCUUUGUGAUCCAAAAUCAGGGGAUGAUAGCUGAUUUUCAAGGGAAAUACCGUUGUUAUGCUUCAAAUGAACUGGGCACUGCCAUGUCAGAAGAAAUCGAAAUAAUAGUUCCAAGUGUACCAAAAUUCCCAAAAGAAAAGAUUGAGCCAAUUGAGGUAGAGUAUGGUGAUGCUGUUGUUUUGCACUGUAAUCCUCCCAGAGGAAUUCCACCUUUGCAUAUCUAUUGGAUGAAUAUUGAUUUACAACACAUUCCACAAGAUGAAAGGGUCUCCAUGAGCCUUAAGGGAGAUUUAUACUUCGCAAAUGUGGAAGAAAAUGACAGUCGAAGUGAUUAUUGUUGCUUUGCAGCAUUUCCCAGGCUGCGGACAAUCGUACAGAAAAUGCCAAUGACACUGAUGGUUACACGUACUAAUUUCAUCAAGGAAAGAAAACCCAAAAUACUGAUACCACCCGAAUCUUUUGGUAGCAGCUCAUCAGUUACUGUCAUCAAAGGGGGAGUUCUACUACUUGAAUGCAUUGCUGAAGGGCUCCCAACUCCACAUCUUAACUGGAUCAUGGCUGGUAGAGAUUUGCCCAAGGACAGAGCAGUGACAGAAAGUUUUGGAAAGGUUUUGAAGAUAGAACAAGUAUCUGCAGCAGAUGAAGGAACUUAUGAGUGCACAGCAAGCAAUUCUAUGGGGAGAGUGAAACAUGAGUUUCAAGUUCAUGUGGAAGAACCUCCUCGGUGGAUAAAGAAACCCACAAGUGAUGUUUACAGCAUAGAGUCAACUGCUUUGCUAUUGUGUGAAGCUACUGGCAAACCUGAGCCAACUAUAAAGUGGAAACGUAAUGGGAUGCCUAUUGAUAAACGGACCUAUAGGGGCAGAGUCUCCGCUGGGGAGAUCAGCAUUACCAACCUACAACUGCAGGACAGUGCAGUAUAUCAGUGUGAGGCAACUAACAAGCAUGGUGCCAUCCUUGCCACUGCCAAUGUGAAUGUUUUAAAUAUUGCUCCAUUAGUGCUAACCUCAGACAGUGAAGACUAUGCCACAGUUGCUGGUUUCAAUGCUUUCUUGCACUGUCAAGUUUUUGCUUCACCUUCCGCUGUCAUUACUUGGAUGAGGGAUGACAGCACAAUGCCACUUGAAGGUCUGCGGUACACUGUAUAUGAAAAUGGCACCUUGGAGAUCAGAGAGACACAGAAAGAAGAUUCUGGGUCGUACACUUGUUGGGUGACAAAUUUGGUUGGAAAAAGUGCAAUCACUGCCAAUCUGGGUAUCAGAGAUGCUACAAAACUUCUUGUUACUCCUGAAAACCCACAAGUGUUGAAAUCACAUUCAGUUUUAUUGAAAUGUCAGUCUGAAUAUGACUCGCACUUGAAACAAAGUUUUAAAUUAUCCUGGAGGAAAGAUGGAGAUGAGUUGCAAAUCAACAGCACAGAAGAUGGCAGGAUAAUUCCUGAAAUGGAUACGUUGUUCAUAUCAAGUGUGACAUUAGAGGAUCAAGGCAUUUACACCUGUGUAGCUAGUACAUCUCUGGACAGUGUCACAGCCGAAUCCCAAUUACUUGUCCUUGAUGUUCCUGACCCACCAGAAGAGCUUCUUCUCUCAGAAAAACAGAACAGAAGUGUUAGAUUAUCCUGGAAAGCAGGAGGCAGUCACAACAGUCCCAUUUAUGAGUCCAUUGUAGAAUUUGAAGUGAAUCGUUGGGAGCCUGGGAAGUGGCAGGAACUCACAAGAAUCCCAGGGAACAACACAGCCGUUGUUUUAUCGUUGGCUCCUUAUAUGAAUUACCAGUUCCGUGUUAUAUCCGUUAAUGGUGUUGGAAGAAGCAAGGCUAGCGCUUCAUCAGCACGCUAUGAAACACCUCCCACUGCUCCAGACAAGAACCCAGAAAACAUCCGAGUUGAAGCUUCUGAACCAAAUGAAAUGGUUAUGAAAUGGGAGCCAUUGAAACCCAUGGAGCAAAAUGGACCGGGACUGGAGUACAAAGUCAGCUGGCGACAGCAGGGAGUAGAGACGGACUGGAAUGAGGAAACUGUAAAAAAACAUUCCUUGACAUUGAGGAAUACUCCUACCUUUGUGCCUUAUGAUAUCAAAGUCCAAGCUGUAAACAAUUUUGGAUCUGGUCCUGAACCAAAUGUUACCACUGGAUAUUCAGGAGAGGACAUUCCAGAUGCUGCUCCUUCAAGUGUAAUUGUGGAAGUGAUGAAUAGUACGCUGGUUAAAGCGAUCUGGUCCGGCAUUCCAAGAGACCGAGUUCGUGGACACUUAAAAGGAUAUAAGGUCAUUUGGUGGAAAACAAGGAGUUUGCUGGAUGGGAAACAACAUCACCCAGAUAAACACUUCCUAACAUUUACAGGAGACAGAAACUAUGGCAUGAUUCCUGGUCUAGAGCCAUUUAGUGAAUUUCACUUAACUGUUUCGGCUUUCAAUGCAAAAGGAGCUGGACCUGAAAGCUCUCCAACUGUAUUCCAAACUCCAGAAGGAGUCCCUGAACAGCCACAUUUUCUAAGAUUACUAAACAAAGAUAAGGAUUCUGUCACUUUGUCAUGGGGACUUCCCAGAAAACCAAAUGGCUUCCUUACUGGCUACAUUUUGCAAUAUCAGAUAAUAAAUGAGACAGAUGAGAUUGGAGCAUUGAAUGAUGCCAAUAUUACAAACCCUUCGACUUUCAGCUGGAGGAUUUCAAAUCUGAUCUCCAGCACCAAGUAUAAAUUCUAUGUGAGGGCCUGUACUAUAAAAGGCUGUGGGAAACCAAUCACAGAAGAAGGACUAACAAUGACAGAAGGGAGUAAAGGGAUCGGGAAGAUUUCAGAAGCAGUAAAUCCCACCCAAAAGUUUCACCCCAUUGAGGCACUUGAGCCUGGUACUGAAUAUACAGUUCGUCUAGUGACUAAGAAUUGGGUUGAUAACAAUAGCAUUUUUGAAGAUGUAAUUGAGACGAGGGAGAGAGCUUAUGCUGGCAUUUAUGAGGGAGUUUCCACCCAAGGCUGGUUUAUUGGACUGAUGUGUGCCAUCGCUUUGCUUACCUUAUUGCUGCUAACUAUGUGCUUUAUCAAAAGAAAUAAAGGAGGAAAAUACUCAGUGAAAGAAAAAGAGGAUUUGCAUCCAGAUCCUGAAGCUCAAUCAAUUAAAGAUGAGAUCUUUGGGGAAUAUAGUGACAGCGAUGAGAAGCCACUCAAAGGCAGCCUCCAGUCACUUAACGGGGACAUUAAAGCUACAGAAAGUGCUGAUAGUUUGGUAGAUUAUGGAGAAGGGGACCAAAGGAUGUUUAAUGAAGAUGGUUCAUUUAUUGGCGUUUACGCUGGAUCUAAGGAAAAAGGAUCAAUCGAAAGCACUGGAAGUUCUACAGCAACUUUUCCUCUCCAUGCAUAAAAUAUUAACAUAAAUGAUUCAUUUCAAAUUUCCAUAUUUAUCUUGACUAGUAAUCAACUAUUACCAUAUGUGAUCAGAAGUAGAUUGCAGAAUGAAUCAAUCAGAACCCCAACCUCCAGGUAAUAUGGGAAUUAGUCGCUGCUAUCAAAACAUGACUUUUGAGACUUUUCAGUCCUGAUUGUUCAGGUGUUUUCAUUCAUAAAAAACAGGUGAAUAAUACUCUCACAUACAAUAUAUACCACUCAGUCUGAUGAAAACCAUAGCUUCUCAGUGUUACAUAUGUAUAUAGAUACUUCUUACCCUACAUGUUUCUCUAUAUAACUUUCUAUUUCCUGUAUGCUUUGUCACUUUGUAUGUACAUUUAAAUCCAGUAUUCCCUAAUAUAUAAUGACCUUAGCAUGGUGGAGGUCAGAAGAUAGUGGGAGUGGGAGAAGGGAGAUUACUUUAAAAGUUAACACCAAGAAAAAAAUAAUUGAAAACACUAUAGAAAUGCAUUCCAUAAAUUAUUUAAUGUUCACAAAGAAAAAGAAAGUCUGUUUAAGUAAUUCUAGAAUUAGUGGAUCUAGAGCUGAUUGCAAUUACUUAGAGACAUAGCUUUAUCCAAAAGUAAUUUGAUCUCAAACUUGCUCUCAAAAGAAACAGGUUCCGAUCUUCUCUCCAGUAGCUGUCACUCUUUCCUUAAACAAGUUUAGUUACACUAGUUUUCCUUUGGCAGAGGAUAACGAGGCUCAUCCCACAUCUGUUCGAUGUGUCAAGGAAGCAGGAUCAGGUCUUUAGACAACUAAAAAGGCCACCUGAAUCUGCCACCCAAGAUCCUUGAAAGCUGCAUUUCUAAGCAACUGUGUUUUGUCUGCCUUCUGUCUGUAUAUUUGUAUGUGAGCAUACAUUUCAGGAAUGCAUUGUGCAUAUUAUUUACAGUGUUGCUGUAGUAAUGUUGGUCCCAGGAUACCAGAGAGACAUGGUGGGUGAGGUAAUAUCUUUUUUUUGUACCAGUUUCUGUUGGGGAAAGAGCUACACAGAGUUCUUGAGCUACACAGAGUUCUUCAGAAGAAGACGUUGGUCCAAUAAAAGACAUCCACCUUGUCUCUCUUGUACAUAUUAUGUUAAUAUUUACAUAACUGAAAACACAGACUGGUUUUAAUUUGAAGUGAGAAAAUUAUCCUAGCACGACUCUGUAUUGCUAUGUAGAAAUAGAGGGACUAGUUGGGUAUGAAAGAGUCAUAUAUUAGCUUUUCCUCUUUCUUUUGGAUAAUACUUAAAAUAAUUGUUUCUCUCCAAAAAAUAAACCCUGAAUAAUUAGGGAUUUUUUUAAAAAAAUUAUUUUCACAUCCUGCAUUGUUACUUUUUUUAAAAAUGGAUUACACUGGAGUUUCUUUUCUAUAUGGUUUACUGAAUAAGGUUUAAAAUUCCCAAUGGAGCUGUUCCUUUCUUUACUACUCAUUCCUUUUUAUAUUUGGUCUUCCAGUUAUUUUUAAAAGUUUGUUGGGUUUUUUUUCUUUUAUAUUUUGUUAACUUUGGUACAGUGCAAAUGUUCCUUGUAGUUCUAUGUUGUUCUUUUAAAAUGAUUGUAUCUGCAUAAUUACAAUUUAGCCAUUGUUAGAAGGAGAAAUUUUACUAUAUACAAGCUAAUUCCUGCAAAAUCUUUUAUACACGAGUAGUCCUUAGGCAAAUAGCUCUAUUAAUUUCAUCGCAAGUACUUCAGUGGAAAUAAUAGUGUAAGUAAAGACUACUCCCAUGAAUAAGGGUUUGCAGAAUCAGAUCCAGAAUUACAACUUUAUGAGCUUCACGAUGCACAUUAUAAAAUAAUUAUAACACUGGUUUUAAUUUUAUACAAUACCUAAGGGACCAGCUCCCAUUCAUGUACUUAAAUGAAGUGGCUUGAGUUUCAAAAGUUCUCAACAACAAUUGAAAACAAUGGUAGCUGUUGGGUGCUGGCCCUAAAUCUACCAUCUAUUUGGAAUAAAGGCCAAUGGGACUACUUAUAGGUAGCUUGUAAGAGUAUGAUAUGGUCAUAGGAUAAAAUAGCUAGCACACUAUCCUGUAUUAUUAGUACCUCAGAUCCCUAAAACUGGGAGAAUUUGACAAAUGUCUCACUCUUUGCACUGUAUAUUUUUUACAGUUAAUUCAACUUGAUCACUGAAAAGGGACUGGUCAGCUUGGGAGGGGGAGAGGGAAGGGAAGGGUCUCACACACAGAAGUUCUGGCAAGAAACUGAAACCUUACAUCCUGUCCCAAGUCACACAGGGUGACUUUUUUCAGGACUCCAGACAAAUUAACCGACAGGAUGAGUGUCCACUGACACUAGUGCAUGAGAACCUGAAACUGAAAGAAACUGGGAAUGGACCAGACUUGUGUUACAAUUUUCAAUUUUUUGCAUAAUCACAGGUUUCAGAGUAGCAGCAGUGUUAGUCUGUAUUCGCAAAAAGAAAAGGAGUACUUGUGGCACCUUAGAGACUAACAAAUUUAUUAGAGCAUAAGCUUUCGUGAGCUACAGCUCACUUCAUCGGAUCCGAUGAAGUGAGCUGUAGCUCACGAAAGCUUAUGCUCUAAUAAAUUUGUUAGUCUCUAAGGUGCCACAAGUACUCCUUUUCAAUUUUCAAUUUGUUGCUAGUCUAUUCCUAAUCCAUUUCACUUUUAGGGACUCUGCACUAGCAUAGGGGAGCAAUGUUUGGCUAGCAGAGGAAAGUUUCCUUGCCUUCUUAAUUAUUUCCACUGAAUAUUCUUUUUUUUUAAUUGAAAUGUUUUGAUUGCCUUGGAUUUUGUAAACAUUAAAUUUUACCUCUUCAUCUUUUCCCUUCCUAUCCUCUAAAGAAACUCUUAAUAGGACAGGGUGAGCCCCUAGUUAGCCUUAUCCAGGAAGAUGGAGUAUUAAGUCCCCAACCACCACUGCUCCCAUCCACAAAUUACUGGCCUUUCUAGUUUGUUUUUAAUGGUCCAUUGAGUAGCCAGAGCCUCUCCUCUUCUCCCCUACUGCUGUGCCAACUUCUGUAGGUGGCACAGAAUCCUCAGAGAGAAAUCUGAUUGUGGAGGAGGGAAAGGUCCAGACUAGGGUGUUAGAGUGUAUUAGCAAAAAGAAAAGGAGUACUUGUGGCACCUUAGAGACUAACAAAUUUAUUUGAGCAUAAGCUUUCGUGAGCUACAGCUCAUAAGAGCUCAAUUACAGAAGUCUGCCUUCUUCUAUUCCCCAUAGCUACUAAACAACUCCUCUGUGAAAAGGGUUUGGACCUCUGAUAGGGGCAAAGCUUUUAGGAUUGUGGGACACUGCCAUCUGCAAGUUUGGAUGGCUGCUCACACUCACACAUUAGGUACGAUAUGAGCCAUUAAAAGUCAGCAAAGGUAUGCAUUUUUCUUGCACUUACAGGAUGUUCGGUUUAACUGGAGUCAUUGUCCCAGAAACAUCUAUGUUAAACAGACACAAAUUUCAGACCACAUUAGUGGGACAGCCUCUUAUCAAAUAAUGAAUAAGCAUCCUGUGCUAUGACUUGCUCAUUUGUAGCUUAAAGUUGCUGAUGACAUUCCUGUGAUGUGCUAUUCAUCUGUUUCGGUAUGAGUACUUUUUCUAUUAUUUUUUUUUAUUCAGACUCUUAAAUCUUAAUGUUCAUGAUUCAUUACUCCUCAGGGCCUAAAAAUCACACUGUGAUAAAAAGAUGUGCAAUGAAAUUUUUUACAUGUGCACUGACUUUUUAGGAUUCUGCCCAAUGAAUAUUAAACAAACGUCUGAAAUUCCCAGAGAUUCUUGUGUCUGUCUAGCUCCAUUCUCUUUCUUGAGUAAUUCUUUUUCAGCAGGGAUUUUUUUUAAAGGCACCACUAUAUCUACUUUAUAUCCUGGAAUGUGCAGAAGAUUAAAAUAUGCUUCCAAAAGAGAUGUCAUUUUAAAAACAAAAAAGCAAAACAGUUUAUACUUUUGGAACCAAUUUUUCCUUUCAUUCAAACAGGCCAGUUCCAUUCAUUUCAGUGGGGUUUGGUGUGAAGAAGGGGACAUUUUGACACUUGCAUUGCAUUUAAAGUUUUAGCACCAUAAAUGUAGUACCACAAUUAAGAGAACAGGUAUUUCUGGUAUUUUUCAGAAGUGCUUGAAAUCCUCUUAAUAAAAUAACAUUUUGGAAAUCUGUAAUGAUUUUUCAUUUCAUUUGUUACAUAAAAAAAACUCCUCCUAUCUUAACUGCUUAUUAAAACUGCAUACACUGAAUGAGACAAGGGUCUUAUGAAAAAAAAUGCCAUGUGAUCAUGUAGUAUAUCUCAUAAUACAUACACACACGAAAGCUGAAUUAAGGUUGCAUAUGAAAUCUUAAUUCUGACCUUUCCUAAUUUUUUUGAUUUGGACUUUACAACUGUAACUAAUAUUUUUAAACAUAGAUUUUUGUCUGUAAUUUCUUAGGUUUCUUUUAAAGGAAAAAGUAAAAACAAAUUUUAAUUAUAUGGAAAUACAACAGCUCCCCCUAUCAUACAUCAUCAGUCAGUUUGAAUCCUAAACCUCCAGCACAGCUUGAGGACUUAAUUACAGUAACCAUUUUAGUUAGCAGUAAGAGAAAAAUUGAUAUUCCAUAGAAGGUGUGACUAGGUUAUGGAGUCACGUGCUGGGUCUAAGGAAAAUGAAGAGAUUACUAUGAGUGUGGAACAGCUCUCCUCUUUUCAACCUUCUGGAGGUGAGGGAAGCUCCUUCCCUAUUUGGUACUCCUGCAGGAAGCAGAGGGAAGGGCUUUUAGAAAGGAGAAAAGCUUGGCUCUCUCUCCCCUCACACCUGUUCUGUCUGUUGCUGCUUUGAUGGUGGCAUGGGAUCAAGCUUAGAUUAGAAUGUUAAUUCUAUUAUUAUUUUGGCAUGCUGCCAACAUUUUACUGGCAACACAAGUCACAGAAGAGUAAAGGUGAUUUUCAGAAGCUUAUAUCUCAUCCACACCUGAAUGGAAUUUCAUCUGUCAAAGAAAAGGCACUUCUCUGGUCUCAGGGAUUUCUCCCUGAUGAAUUUCAAAGGCCCACUUUAAACAAUGGAGGUAAUAGAGCUACUCAAAGAAAAGGUUGCAAAAAUCAUUUAUAAUGAAAAGUCUUAGGUAAGCAAAAUACAGGGGGUUACUCCUCCCUGGUAAUAAGGACCAAACACUUUACUCAUGUUGGAUAAUCCUAGCCUCCACUAGUAUUCCCAUUUACUCUAAUACUACAUACUCAUGGAGUAUGGCCUAUUCAACAUGGGUAAGGACAUUAGAAUCUGGCCCUCGUAUAUCAGAGCAUUACAUUUUAAAAUAUGCACAAUCCACCCAAGAAAGAAAGCUUGCAUAAUAUUUGGUGACAGAGUAGCAGCCGUGUUAGUCUGUAUUCACAAAAAGAAAAGGAGUACUUGUGGUACCGUACAGACUAACAAAUUUAUUUGAGCAUAAGCUUUUGUGAGCUACAAUGAAUGCAUCUGAUGAAGUGAGCUGUAGCUCACAAAAGUUUAUGCUCAAAUAAAUUUGUUAGUCUUUAAGAUGCCACAAGUACUCCUUUUCUUUUUGCAUAAUAUUGUAUUCUUAGUAAUGGCCUCCAUCUCCAGUUUAGUCUCUGGUGGUAUCUGUGAGCUCAAGGGCACAAAGUUCAAAGGAGUUUAUGCAUUUUAAAAACCAUAUUUCCAUCUCUGUGCAUUCUCCUAUUUACAUCAGUGGGAUUCCCCAGGAGGCUUUGCUACUGGAUUCCAAUACCGGAUAAGUGUCUUGGCCAUUUAUCUGCUUCCAAUUAAGACAAUAGACAAGUUAUUUUCCCCUAUGAAUAAAUCAAUAUAUAUAUUGGAACAUAGAUUACGGGAUUGGAAGGGGCCUCCUGGGUCGUGGAGUUCAGUUCAGCAACCCCAUCAUAUAACUCCAUUAAUAAAUUUAUUAAUAUUACAAUAGUUAGAUUGUUUAGUAUAUAUAAUUAAUAGGAAAUCAUAUCUUCUGCAGGUCAGCUUUCAACAUGAUGCAAUGGUUCAAGGAUUUGUCACUUUGUUUUGGCCUGAUCAUACAAAAUCUUAUGAGUACCCCUUAUUCAGAUGAGUACUCCCAUUGAGCUAAUGGAACAAACCAUAUGAGCCAAUGAUUCUUGUGUAAAUAAAAGUUUGCAGGAUCAGAAUUUUUUCCCCAAGUGAAUUAAAUAAAAAUGAGCAGGUUGCAUCGUUCCAGGCUUUUGACAAUAAUUUCACACGUAGCUUUGGAAAACAAUGUUAGGUAAUUGGGUACUUUUAUUUUAAGCCUUGUAUACAUCUGAAGAGGCAUUUCAUUGUAACUGCAAUCAUGCAGUCAUAGUUACACAAAUGAAAAGGAUAUUUAGACAUGCUGUCUAUAGUGUAUCUCAAUUAUUUUAAACAACAACCAUGUAAGGAGAGAGAAAUUGAAGGAAAAUCAUUGUUAGGGCUUGCUGGCAGAAAUUCCAUUAACUGGACAAAAGAUCAUGCCCUCAAAAGCAUCUUUUUUAAUGUUUAGUAUUUCUGAAUAAAGCAUAUACAUAAUGUUUGCCAUUUGAUCUUCUGACUAUUGGUACAUGUUUACACUUCAGCACCAUAUCUUUCAUGUAAAAGUUUUGACUAUCAGAUCAAGCUUUGUUAUCUGCAGUAAUUCAGUUUUCAUGCGGGAACCAAUAUAUGGGUAUGAGCCAAAGCAUACUGUAUUUUUUAUUUUACAUGAGAUAUUUUGUUACUUCAUGUAAAAAGAUCAAGACAAAUGUGGUACUAAGUUCACAUCAUUUUUUUUAUUAGAUGAAUGUUAAUGUAAAUGUAUUAAGCUUUAGAAAAAUGUGUUUGUACUGUAGUUGCUGUUUGUAUCAUGCCUAUGUACAUGUAUGGUUUUAAAAGAUAUUUUCAUUACACAUGGAAUUCAACUUUGCUAAUAAAAGUUUGACUUGAUGUAUUCUUCAAAUGCCUAA